AUUCUUCACAGGGGUUGUUCAUGUGCGACAUCGGUAACUUGUGGGACGACGAAAAUAAUAGAUUUCGAUACUCAGCUGACCGAAGGCAAUUGAACGAACUCAUAACUCAUGGUAAUUAAUUUCGGUUGGCAUGGAAGGAAACAAUGAGGAAGGGCAAAAGAAAGAAGGAGAAAAUGGCACGGAGGAGAGAGAAAGCAGACGUUCCUUACGCAGUGGUGUUGAUGAAGAUGAUGGGGAGAAGAACGAAGUAGUAGACGGGUCAGAGAGUAAGGAAAAUGAUGUACCAAAAAAUAUCGAUAAAAACACAAAGCCCCAGAGUUCUGAAGUGAUCAAAGGACCAGGUAAUGAGACUCCCGUCGAACCAAUAUCUCAAUCUAUCACACGAGAAGCUUCAGCGUCUAAUAUGACUAAAAAACAUUCCAGUUCGGCAUGUUCAGGGAAUACCUUAUCAGGACAUACUGCUGAUCCCGCAGAUGUUUGCAUGAAAGAAUCCUUACAAAAAGUUGUAGAAGUUUCUGUGGAACAACGAAGAGUUGAACAUUCGACUGCCGGACAGGGUUUACAACAUACAAGAGAAGAAGGAAAUGUAAACCCACAGAUUGAUGUAUCGUCUGUUAUUCCCAGUGAAAAAGCUCAAAAGAUGGAUCCAGGAGAAAGAGAACAACGAAAGAAUGCUGGAUCCCUUGCUGGCACUGGUGUAGGGUCUCAAAUUAUAGAUGAAGAGAAAAGUGGACAUCAGCAGAAAACAGAAUCUGCAAAUAAUCCUGGUGUAGGAUCUGAAGAAACUGAUGGGAAGGGAAGUGAAACAUCACCGACUGCUCGAUCAUCAGCCGAUUCCAUUAAAAAACCUCAACUCUCAGAUCUAUUAGAAGAUGGCCACACACGAAAAACUGAACCUACUGACAGUAUCCACCAGAGAGGAACAGAUGAAAGUAGGCUUCUACAGAAAUUCAGAACCUCUACCAAUUACGUUGAGAAUAGCCAACAGACAGGAACAGAGGGAAGGGGGACAAAACGUGAAUCUGGAACUUCUAGCAAUCCUAUUGUGAGUGGCCAACAGACAGGAACAGAGGGAAGGGGGACACAGCGUGAAGGUGAAACUUUUACCAAUCCUAUUGUGAGUGGCCAACAGACAGGAACGGAGGGAAGGGGGACACGGCGUGAAGGUGAAACUUCUUCCAAUCCUAUUGUGAGUGGCCAACAGACAGGAACAGAGGGAAGGGGGACACGGCGUGAAGGUGAAACUUCUACCAAUCCUAUUGUGAGUGCCAAAAAGACAGGAACAGAGGGAAGGGGGACACAACGUGAAGGUGAAACUUCUACCAAUCCUAUUGUGAGUGGUCAACAGACAGGAACAGAGGGAAGGGGGACACGGCGUGAAGGUGAAACUACUACCAAUCCUAUUGUGAGUGCCAAAAAGACAGGAACAGAGGGAAGGGGGACACAGCGUGAAUGUGGAACUUCUACCAAUCCUAUUGUGAGUGCCAAAAAGGCAGGAACAGAGGGAAGGGGGACACGGCGUGAAGGUGAAACUACUACCAAUCCUAUUGUGAGUGCCAAAAAGACAGGAACAGAGGGAAGGGGGACACAACGUGAAGGUGAAACUUCUACCAAUACUAUUGUGAGUGGCCAACAGACAGGAACAGAGGGAAGGGGGACACGGCGUGAAGGUGAAACUUCUACCAAUCCUGUUGUGAGUGGCCAACAGACAGGGACAGAGGGAAUGGGGGCACAGCGUGAAGGUGAAACUUCUCCCAAUCCUGUUGUGAGUGCCAAAAAGACAGGAACAGAGGGAAGGGGGACACAACGUGAAGGUGAAACUUCUACCAAUCCUAUUGUGAAUGGCCAACAGACAGGAACAGAGGGAAGGGGGACACGGCGUGAAGGUGAAACUUCUACCAAUCCUAUUGUAAGUGCCAAAAAGACAGGAACAGAGGGAAGGGGGACAAAACGUGAAUCUGGAACUUCUAGCAAUCCUAUUGUGAGUGGCCAACAGACAGGGACAGAGGGAAUGGGGACACAGCGUGGAGGUGAAACUUCUACCAAUCCUGUUGUGAGUACCAAAAAGACAGGAACAGAGAGAAGGGGUACACAACGUGAAGGUGAAACUUCUACCAAUCCUAUUGUGAGUGCCAAAAAGACAGGAACAGAGGGAAGGGGGACACAACGUGAAGGUGAAACUACUACCAAUCCUAUUGUGAGUGCCAAAAAGACAGGAACAGAGGGAAGGGGGACACAGCGUGAAUGUGAAUCUUCUACCAAUCCUAUUGUGAGUGCCAAAAAGGCAGGAACAGAGGGAAGGGGGACACGGCGUGAAGGUGAAACUACUACCAAUCCUAUUGUGAGUGCCAAAAAGACAGGGACAGAGGGAAUGGGGACACAGCGUGAAGGUGAAACUUCUACCGAUCCUGUUGUGAGUGCCAAAAAGACAGGAACAGAGAGAAGGGGGACACAACGUGAAGGUGAAACUUCUACCAAUCCUAUUGUGAGUGCCAAAAAGACAGGAACAGAGGGAAUGGGGACACAGCGUGAAGGUGAAACUUCUACCAAUCAUAUUGUGAGUGGCCAACAGACAGGAACAGAGGGAAGAGGGACACGGCGUGAAGGUGAAACUACUACCAAUCCUAUUGUGAGUGCCAAAAAGACAGGAACAGAGGGAAGGGGGACACAACGUGAAGGUGAAACUUCUACCAAUCCUAUUGUGAGUGGCCAACAUACAGGAACAGUGGGAAGGGGGACACAACAUGAAGGUGAAACUUCUACCAAUCCUAUUGUGAGUGGCCAACAGACAGGGACAGAGGGAAUGGGGACACAGCGUGAAGGUGAAACUUCUACCAAUCCUGUUGUGAGUGCCAAAAAGACAGGAACAGAGAGAAGGGGGACACAACGUGAAGGUGAAACUUCUACCAAUCCUAUUGUGAGUGCCAAAAAGACAGGAACAGAGGGAAGGGAGACACAGCGUGAAUGUGAAACUUCUACCAAUCCUAUUUUGAGUGGCCAACAGACAAGAACAGAGGGAAAUGGGUCCCAACAGAAACCAGAAACGUCUGCCAAUCAUGUCCUCAAAGAUCUAAAGAUGGAUCAAUCUACUAAAAAGCCAAUUUCAGGAUCCACAGACGCAAGGGAUGGACGUCUGGCUACGGAAAAGUGUGUUGAAAAGUCUGAAAAAGAAAUGAGAAAAGAAGAAAACAGAGCAAAUGAAGAAAAGAUUCAAACUGAGGGCAUUGCAGCUAAUGAAGGCAGUGCAGCAAGCCAUGAUUUUCAACAUUCCGAAGAUCCAACAAAGAAGGACACCGAACGUCCUGUAUCUAUUUCUCUUUGUACAUCGGCGUAUGAGUUCAAUGUCCGAGGUCUGUUGACCUUCUUGAGAGAUUUGAAAAAUGUUAUGCUCAAGGAUGGCCAUAACCUGAUCAAAGACGUCAAGGUCCAUGAACUUCCAUACAACAACCUUGAUAAUUAUGAAUUCUCCGCAAACAACCCGGUGGAUGUUAUGAUACUGUGUCACUCCAUCAACAACCGAAGGUUCGCCAUCACAGAUGUAAUGGAUGCCCUCUACGAUAAAUACCUUCCGUACUGCCAGAGGGUCAUAGGAAAGAAGAAAAUGGGAGUCAUCGUCCAUGACUUUGAUGACAUGAGAGAAUCAGUUCAGUCAUCUCGCACGAGGUCAUUUGAAUACAAACAACCGACUGCCUUCGAGACUACCAGCCUUCAGAUAUUAUGUGGACAUAUCGAGACGAAAGAGCAGGUCAGGAAACAAAUGCAACUAGCGGACCAGGACAAGCUGAUUAACUUCAUCAAGGAUGCGUCAAAAUGGCCAGAAUACAUGAAAACUGAACAACUUGAUGACAGUCGAUUUGCAAGGGGCAAUUUUUUUACGAGGCCAUGGUCAUUUCCCAGCUUUACACGAUCAAAAUCGUCAGUAAUUGGCAGUAAAGAGAGCACAUGGGAAGGAUCCAAUGUGGACCCCCAAAAAGACGAGGGAUGGACUGAUCUUGGUGAAGAUCAGAAUGGAAAGACGAAACGACCGGCAGAUGAUGACCAUUCUCAAAGUUAUGACGCUAAGCGUUCAUGUGGGCCUACUUGUGCGACGAACCUUUUGUCGAAGACAAGUCGUUCCGAUGGUUCUCACCAGAUAGCUCAGACAUGUCAGACUAGAAUAGAUGAACGGAAGGGUGUAUCUAUCAAAGGACAAAUGCCAGACUCAAGCAACGCAACGGCAAAGACACAUCCUCAAGGCUCCCCAAGUCCGCAACCAAUGACAAAAAGUUCAAAAGAAGCAGUUUCAUUCACAACAUCAACGCCCCGUACUAUCUCAAUUUCAGUCUGUUCUUCGGCCUAUGAGCACAACGUUCAAGGAUUCAUAACCAAGCUCAAUGAGUUGAAAACAAGUCAGCCUCAUAUGAUUUCUGAUGUCCGUUUUCGAAGCUUACCGUACAACAACAUUGACUCGUUCAAGUUUCCUUCAAACGACCCUGUUGAUGUGAUGGUUCUCUGCCAUUCAGUUAAUAACAGAGGAUUUUCAAUCACUGAUGUCGUGAAUGCUCUCUACGGAAAAUAUCUUCAGUAUUGUCACGAAGUGAUUGGUAAAAGGAAGAUGGCAGUAGUUGUUCAUGACCUUAGUGACUGCAAGCCAACGAUCCUUGAGACCAGGAUGAACGCAUUCAAGAGGUCACAACCUUUGACAUUUGAACUUGCUGACACAGUAAUGGUGUGUGGUAGACUGGAAGACCAAGGCAAUGUGGAAAUCAGAGAUGAGGAUUGGACUAAACUAAUAACAUUCUUGGAAAAAGCAAGGUUUGAACCAAAAGAGAACAAGGCCGAAACACAAGGAGCUUUGAAAACCUGGAUGGGUUCAUUCUGGUAGUAUCAGCAAAUACUACUAAGAUACCAAGUGGAGCAGUUCUAAAAGGAAAAAAAAGAAGGAUACAAAGGUGAAAAUGAGAUUAAUGAAUAGCUGUUCUCAUUGCAUAUAUUCUACAAGCCCUAUCCUCAUGAUCAUAUGAUACAUAAUGAUAAUUAUAUUAACUUCAAGGUAAAGCGAAGCUAUACGCUGUAUGUUAGGAUUGCAUAAUAAAGAACAUGUACUUUUUUCCGAAUUGCGCCAAGAUUUCGUUUCCAACACUUCACAAAUUUCACAUUAAGUUCCUUUGUAAGUUGCAUUACCUGAUUCCAUGAAAUCGAUAUAGUAUUACAUGUAUGUAAUCAAAAUUAGCGUAAAACAAUGGAACCUAGAAAAGGUUAUCAUGGUCGGAGUUUAAGAAAGUUAAGUGAUUAACAAGGCGCCAGAAUUGUCAAGAUUUUGUUUGAUAUUAUUUUUUCCUUAAUAUAGUUGACUUAGAUAGAAAAUAUACAUACACGAAUCACACAUCACCAUUUUAGACUCUUCUUUCUUUCUCUUUUCCCCUUAAAACUCGACUCCCUCUUUUCACUACUUGAAACAUCAUAACUGGGGCUACCGUUGUAGUUGCAAUAAUGGCAACUUGUUACUUACCAUUAUUGCAACUACAACGGUGGCCUUGAUGGUAAAUGGCUGCCAAGCCCUGUUAAAGGCCCCCUCACACCUAACCAAAUUGCCUGAAAUAUGCCUUGCGAUGGCUGGCGAAAAGCAUUUUUUAAUCGUUUUCAAUGGUAACUGAUGGUAAAUCAUAUUUACCCUUCGUGUUUGGGUUCGUACACCUUCUGAACUAACAGCUGCGAAUCUGCGAUUAUUCACAUUCGCGCGGAAAUUUUUAACCAGUUUAAAAUUUCCAGACGAAUUUACUAAUCGUUGGUCAUCUGUAAAUCGUUUAUUUAUCGUUCGUGUGUUUUUGUCGCGCAUAGUCCCUCAUCGCGCUUUUGCCAUAGUGGACCGAUCUCGAAAGAAAUCCUUAAAGGGGAAUGAAACCUUUGGAAAAAUUAGGCUUGUGUCGAUAUAGAAAAAUCUAAGAAUAAGGACAAAGAAAGUUUGAGAAAGAUCGGACAAAUAAUGAGAAAGUUAUGAGCAUUUGAAUAUUUCAAUCACUAAUGCUAUGGAGAUCCUCCCAUUGGCAAUGCGACAAGGAUGUGUGAUGUCACAUGUGAACAACUUUCCCUUUGAUGGACUGUAAAAUACCCCCAAAAUGUUUGUUUUUGCUUUUUCUUAUGGUGAUACAAACUCUUUAUCCAUGAUGUAUUCUUUAAAAAUUUGUAUUGUAUGCCCUCCUAUAGAAAGAACACAUGAUCUACUGAUAGAUGUGAUAAAAGGGGCAGUUUAUCGCCUUCGGCUGCAAUUUACUCGAAUAUGUGAACCGAACAAUCGAUAUCCUUCGCAUGUCAUAUUUAUCCUUCGCUUAACGUUCGUUGAUAAAAUUUGACAAUAGCUACUGAUCGCAUGAUUUGACGGAAAUUUUAUUUGAAUUCGUUGAAUUCGCGUGCAUUUUGUGCAUUUUCCUAUUCGUCACCCUUCGUCCGUCUACAUUCGGUCAGGUGUGAGGGGGUUUUAAUACUAUGUCAGUUGCUAUGCUGGUAAAGUUACAAUAGUUGUAAUUCAUUAUACGAAACGGACCACUUAACAUGUUAACUGGAAUCAAAUCCACACUUAUCAUUCACCGAUAAUGAUAAAAUAAAAAUCAAAUUAAGCUUCAUGUUUCUGAUUUCGUUUGAUGUGACGACUAUAGCUUAAUCUUGUAAAGGUGAACUCGUAUAUUUACAUCUACAUAACUUUGUAAAUAAUUGGUUGAAUGUGAUUGUUAAAAGCAUUACGUGAUCGUGAUUCAGAUAAGACUAGACUAUGAAAGAUGAACUAUUUCCUUAACAAUCUCACCAUGAUGAUUUAUAUUUACAAAUCAGAGCCGAAUCAACGGACGGAAAGGGGGGGGGGGGGCGUCGCUCAAGCGUCCCCUCCUCCCCCUGAACAAAAGUAGAUAUGGGAAAUAUUCUCUAACCUUGUUUUUCUUCUUUCUUUUCGCUUGUCGAAGUCCUGCAACAAAGGAAAGUCCCCACCGCUUUUUGUACAUACUUUGCUUGUCAGAUUGUUUCGGGGAGGAAAAUUAUUACCCCUUUUCUCGAAUAGAACCGUGAUUGGACGAAGUGGAGACUCCUCACCCCUUUGAUUUUUAAGAGUUUGUCAUUACAUUUUCAUUUUUGAAAUAUCUAUUUUCAUCGGUAGCAUGUACUUGUGUUCGUUUCAAAAGUAUGGAUAAUUAUAGCAUUAACCACAAGUUUUAUGAUAACACACUAGCUCUUAUUCUACGAUGUUGGUCCAAAGGAUAUAGAUUUGGUAUUAUAAGCCCCCGCCCAUGUAGAAAAGAAUACAAUAUUUGAUGCUUACUGUAUUAUUUGUUUUUCAAAUAUAAAUGUAAAAAAGAGUGUUUUUGUGCAUUUGAUGUUCUGAUUCCAUGAGCUCUUGGUAUUUUGGAUGUAAACAAUUCGUAUCAGAAUAAAAUUUAUUGCAGGGGGGUAGAGCUCUGUCUUUCCGAAAAGACAUUUCAUUUUUGAUAACUAUCAUCCAAAGACGUAAGUUUGAAUAUCCUGGAUGUUACUCUGUAUGCUUAAAGGCGUCAGUAUGGACAACUUUUCAUUUAAAGCACAAUAUAAUUAUGGCCUAUUUCGAAGUUGUUAUCAUGAAUAUCCGGCCACGAGUAUAUACGACCAACACCUAUGAAGUCCGCCACGCCUCACCGCACGCAUCAUCUGUGAUAUUCCUCUCUCUCUCUCUCUUUGAAAGGGAUCGAAGUUCACCCUGACAAAAAUUGUAAAACUAAGAAAUAAUGGUGAAGCACAGAGGAAAAUCCAUCAGAGAUUUGAAAUGUUAUCACAAUUUUAUUCUAAUUAAUUUGUAAUGUCAUAUCCGAGCAGCUUCCUAUGUAUCGUGAAUUAAGAAUGAAAUAAUUGAAGUGUUCUUUCAUAUGAAUAAAAAAAUGAAAAUGGGCUUUAUUGUACCUUUAGUAAAUUAACAGACAAAAUAUUUAACACCCGCUCAAGAAUGAAGAAAAUUUUCAUUCAUCAUGAACCAUUGAAAAAUGUAAAUAUAAGUAUUUUAUAUUACAUUACAUACGGAACAGCUGCUCGUAUAUGACGCCACCAAUCAAACAUUUAAGAUUAUAUUAAUUUUCUUAAUCUUUGAUGGAUUUUCCUCAAACCUACACCAAUAUUUUUUAUUACAUUUCUGGGUCCCGUAACACAAAGGUUAGCGGUUAAUCGUAUGCUUGAUUUUCACGAUUAAUGUUUUGAGGGAGAGUGGAAAUACUCUCAUUUAUUUCUUUCAAUAAUAUAUACAUGUAAAAACAUACAAAUAUCAUACAUUAUUUUGAACAUAAAUAUACAAAUAUAAUCAUGAAACAUUAAGAUGAGAUUUGAAAAAAAAAAUAAUGAAAGAAAAAUGUAUCCCAAAAAGCCUCAAAGGCUUGCAAAAAGGGAGACCAAGAAUAAAAACAUAAGAGUGGUUAUAGAAAAUGAUUUACAAAUAGAACAGAGUACCGGAAUGCGUCGCCACAACAGUAAUAUUAGAGUUUGAUUGCAAUGAUCGGCGGGCACGUCGUCAGUACUUUCUUUCAAACCAAGACACUGACGACAUGCCAGCCGGUCACUAAGUGAAUCAAUUAAGAAAAAAACAAACAAGAAAAUUAGGCUGCGUUUAAAAAAAAAUUGAUUGAUUGAUUGUACAUUGUAGUCAAUUGAAUCAAUCGUAGAAAAAAGUUCUACGAUGAUUGCUAAGCUGUGUGUUACGAGCCACUGGUUUUUUUUAUAUCAAAAUCUUUCGUUAGGGAUAACUUCUCCUUUAAUUCUAACAGAUAGUUGCUCAUCUGUACGUAUACCUAUAUCUCAUUUAUUCAAUCCACAACAAGUAUAUUAAAGACAAAGACUAGACAUAUUAAAUAAUCAUUUAUUAUGUGAAGUGGAUUAAAGGCCCCAUCACUUUAAGGUUUUUAUUCUUACUUGAUAUGUGUUUUCAGUUCUUAUUUCAUAUUUUCAUCUCUCAGCUGUUAUCUCUUGUUUGGUGAUAAAGUGUUGCAAUAAACCUGCUAAUAUGUUCUGAA
Molecule: messenger RNA, 8996 nt
Organism: Lytechinus pictus (painted urchin)
Lineage: Eukaryota; Metazoa; Echinodermata; Echinoidea; Temnopleuroida; Toxopneustidae
Product: hornerin-like
Exons: 9
Coding region: 131-4864 (1577 amino acids)
Source: RefSeq, a predicted model, not a curated record